This is a messenger RNA of Scaptodrosophila lebanonensis, 694 nucleotides long. RefSeq names its product 1,2-dihydroxy-3-keto-5-methylthiopentene dioxygenase (gene Adi1). Gene Ontology annotation, molecular function: acireductone dioxygenase [iron(II)-requiring] activity. Lineage: Eukaryota; Metazoa; Arthropoda; Insecta; Diptera; Drosophilidae. The record is from RefSeq and is a predicted model, not a curated record. The coding region runs from base 40 to 603 and encodes 187 amino acids. The transcript has 5 exons.
CAGCUUAUUGUUAAACAUUCGCUGUUUAAAUAAUUAAACAUGGUUCGCGUUUGGUUAAUGGAUAAUACUACUGAUAGUGAUCAGCGUUUGGAGCACCAUCGUAACCCACCGGUAUUUUUAGAUUUGCCGGAAUUAUUUAAGAAAACCGGUGUGGAAUAUUUCCAGAUUAAUGCUGAUAAGUAUACCGAAGAUAGUGUGUUGGCAGAGUUACGAGCAAAACGCGGCUAUACCUACGAUGAUGAGAUAACGUGCUCAGAAAAGUGCCUGCCCGAUUAUGCGGCCAAGCUGAAGUCCUUUUAUCAGGAACACCUACACACAGAUGAAGAGAUUCGUUUAGUGCUGGAAGGCUCUGGGUAUUUCGAUGUGCGCGAUGGGGAAGAGAACUGGUUGCGCAUUAAGGUGGAGAAGGGUGAUUUGAUUGUCAUUCCGGCAGGCAUUUAUCACCGCUUCACAUUGGACACAAAUAAUUAUAUAAAGGCACGUCGUUAUUUUGUUGGUGAGCCUGUCUGGACGCCUCAUAAUCGACCAUCAGAUGAUAUGGAAUGCCGCAAAGCUUAUCUGCAGCACCAGGCUGAACAAUUUGUGCAAUUGAACAAGGUUUAACCAUUGAUAUUGAAAGCCUUUCAAAACGAUUUUAUUUUUUAAUCGAUGUACAUAUUUGAAUAAACUUGGUAUUUUUAAUGCGUGCAAUCGA